Messenger RNA from Solanum verrucosum, 680 nucleotides. RefSeq lists its product as uncharacterized. Lineage: Eukaryota; Viridiplantae; Streptophyta; Magnoliopsida; Solanales; Solanaceae. The record is from RefSeq and is a predicted model, not a curated record. Bases 166 to 630 code for a protein of 154 amino acids. The transcript is spliced from 2 exons.
ACAACUCUCCUUGUAGUCCGUCCUCUGUAUUUCCAUUUUCUUCUCAAAUUUACCACUACUUUCUAUCAUAUUUUUUUAGCAUUUUUUCCUCUCUAAACAGAAGUUGUUUCUUGCACUGUAUGUUGGAAGGAGAAAAUUCGAAUUAUUAUCAGCACAGAAAGAACAAUGGAGAAUCAAAAUUAUGCACCGUCCCAUUCAGACGCGUCGCGGCCUUCACUUGGCUUCCCUCUCGGAACUGCGCUUCUAUUGCUAAUAAUUUUCAGCUUGAGUGGCAUCUUUUCUUGUUGCUACCAUUGGGACAAGCUUCGAUCUCUCCGUCGAUCUAUUGCCAACGGCACAGAUCUCGAGGCCGGCGGAGACCCUUCAUAUUUGAAAUCUAAACGAGCAUACAUGAAUUGUAAGCAAAACCAAAUCUCAGACAUGCCAGCAGUGUUAAUGCCUGGAGAUCAAGUACCCAAGUUCAUAGCAUUGCCAUGUCCAUGUCAGCCUCCCAGACCAGACAAGGUACUUGCUGAGGUUCAGCAGCAGCCGUCAUCUCCAAUGAAGCCACCUCCUCAUACACCAGUACGGGCAGUGGCAGAGGCAGAGGAUGUAACUUUCACUCAAAUUCGUAGUACUUUUUACUUGUAAAUAUAAAUUAAAUUUAUAUGAGCAAUUUUCUACUACAUUUUUACUCUUUU